Molecule: messenger RNA, 1341 nt
Organism: Gekko japonicus
Lineage: Eukaryota; Metazoa; Chordata; Lepidosauria; Squamata; Gekkonidae
Product: zinc finger protein OZF-like
Exons: 2
Coding region: 1-1341 (446 amino acids)
Biological process (GO): regulation of transcription by RNA polymerase II
Molecular function (GO): RNA polymerase II cis-regulatory region sequence-specific DNA binding; DNA-binding transcription factor activity
Source: RefSeq, a predicted model, not a curated record
AUGGAAGCAAAUUUCUCUGAAGCUGAAGGAGGUACGUUGGAGGAACGGCAGAGGGAGCAGGCCGAGGAGAGUGCCCAAGACGCCCUCUCACCUGCCAAAGAUGUCAAGGAGACAACUGAGGAAUCUGAGAGGUUCUCAUUGGAAAGAGACAAGGAAGAAGAGUCUGACUUCUGGGAUGGAGAUAGACCAGAGAGGCAGGAAGGAAGCCAUGAAAAGAAGAUGAAGGAAAAACCAAUUCCUUGCCAAGGAGGGGAUUUACAUGAAGGAAUCCACAUGGUGGAGGAAGCAUAUAAAUGCUUGGACUGGGGGAUGAAUUUCUCAGAUCAAACUCACUAUGAUAUCGAUUUGCAAGCUCACCCUGUGCAAAGGGCCCAUAAUUGCUUGCAGUGUGGAAAGAGCUUCCUUUGUGGAGAAGAGCUCAUGAAACACCAGAGAAUCCAUAUAAAAGAGAAGGUGUACAGCUGCUCAGACUGUGGGAAAAGUUUUUCAGAGAAAUCGAGCCUUAUUCAACACCAGAGAGAGAGUUCCCACCAUUCAGGAGGGGAGUCAUUUAUCUGCUCAGAGAGUGGAAAGAAGUUAUCUGAUUGGAAGGCACACAAAUGCUUUCCAUGUGGAAAGUAUUUCAACUGCAGAUCGCAGCUCCUUUUGCAUCAAAGAACCCACACAGGGGAGAAACCUUUUGAAUGCUUAGAGUGUGGAAAGAGAUUCAGUCACAGUGUCAGUCUUCAAGACCAUCAAAGAAUCCACACAGGGGAGAAACCUUUUGAAUGCUCCGAGUGUGGAAAGAGAUUCAGACACAGUAUCAGCCUUCAGCGGCAUCUUAGAGGCCACAGAGGUGAGAAACCUUUUGAAUGUUCAGAGUGUGGAAAGAGAUUUAGUCAGAGUGUCAGUCUUCAACAGCAUGAAAUAAUCCACACAGGGGAGAAACCUUUUGAGUGCUCAGAGUGUGGAAAGAGAUUCAGUUGGAGUGGCAGCCUUCAACGACAUCUAGGAACCCACACAGGGGAGAGACCUUUUGAAUGCUCAGAGUGUGGAAAGAGAUUCAGUCAGCGUGGCAAUCUUCAAAGGCACCUAAGAACCCACAUUGAGGACUCAAAAGCUUUCUCCUCUGAGUGUGGAAAGACAUUCAAACAGAGUAUCAGCCCUCAACGGCAUCUAAGAGGCCACACAGGUGAGAAACCUUUUGAAUGCUCAGAGUGUGGAAAGAGAUUCCAAUGUAGGGUCUAUCUUCAACGGCAUCAAAAAACCCACACAGGGGAGAAACCUUUCAAAUGCUCAGAGUGUGGGAAGACUUUCAAGGGCCAUCUUCAAAGGCAUCUCAGAACCCAUGUAAGGGAGUAA